ACCUAUUUCUUUUAAUAUACAAAUGUCAAUUUGUUUAAAACAAAAAAAAAAAUAUUUUUAAAAUAUCAGUAAUAAAUUGACGCAUUUUUUUUGGAAUUGGCUUGCAUUUUAAGAUGAAUCGCUUCGAAUAUAUGGAGGCAAGAUUAUAUGAAAAUGAGGCGUUUGUUAGUAAAGAAUCACAAAUAAAAUUAUAUGAUGGUGACCAAAAGACCCAAUUUGAGGAAGGGGAUUUAGUUUUAACAUCACAUCGACUAUUUUGGGGAAGGCCAGGAGAUAUUGCUAAAGCGGCAGUUUGUUUAUGUCUAAAUUUAAAAUAUGUCAUUUCAGUUAGCGAGGAACAGGCGAGUAAUUUCUUAUUUGGUCGUAAAACGCGUUUGAUCUUACAUUUACGGCAACCAACCAGCGACAAAUUACCAGGGCCUCUAGACAACAGUACCAAUGCAUUUAUUAAACUUUCAGGCAAACAUGGCGUGUUACCAGAAUUUUCGAAUGCAUUGAGAGAAACAUUGCAAGCCAAACUAUGGGAUGUCAAAAUAAGUAGUAGUGAUGAUGUGGUUAACCAAAAAAAGGAGGACACUUAUCAAGAUAAUAUAACAAGAGAAACAAGAUUAAGAAUGCGUACUGGUAUUGGGGGAAUUGAAAGGGCCAUAGAGCAGAAAACGAAAGAAACUGACGAAAAUAUUGCACUAGCGUUUCAAGAUCUCCGAGUUCUGAUGGGAAUGGCAAAGGAUAUGGUCAGCAUAUCACGAGUUAUCAGUGAUAAAAUACGUUCCCAAAGAGGUGAAAUUUCCAAUGAUGAGACUGUGCGCUUUAAGUCAUAUCUCUUAAGUUUGGGCAUUGAAGACCCAGUAACUAGAGAAGGUUUUUCAAAUGAAUCAGAAUACUUCAAAAGCUUAGCAGAGCAAUUGUGUAUUAUGCUUCUGGAUCCUUUGGAGGAAUCUGGAGGCAUGAUGUCGUUAGCAGACGUAUAUUGCCGUGUUAAUCGUGCGCGUGGUUUAGAAUUACUGUCACCCGAAGAUUUGCUCAAUGCAUGUCGUUUGUUAAAAGGUCCUAUUAAACUAAGAAGUUUUCCUAGUGGAGCUAUGGUAUUGCAGUUAGAAUCCCAAGACGAUGAGUUAACAGCAUCAGAAACAUUCGAUUUAGUACAAAAAUCUAAAUCGUUGGCAGUUGAAGAAUUAGCAAAAUUGUGUAAUAUAUCUUUACUUUUAGCCAAAGAGCGUUUGUUAGCUGCUGAACGCCACGGCAAGUUAUGCAGAGAUCAGUCGUUGGAGGGUUUACGAUUUUAUCCCAAUUUGAUUUUAAACACAACUUUAGUAUAAUUUUAAUAAAAUACAAUCAUUAAGCGAACAAAAAAAUAGAAUUUUAGAAAAUCUUGAAUCCUUUCACGUAAAUUUGCAGUUUUUCGAUCAAUUUUUAAUCAUUGCCAUCAGGUAUGUUUAUAGUGAUGUUGCACUGCAUUUACGAACAAUCACAAACAAAUAAAACAAGUUACUUUUAUAUAACAAACCACUCAA
Lucilia cuprina (Australian sheep blowfly) is the source of this 1514-nucleotide messenger RNA. RefSeq names its product vacuolar protein-sorting-associated protein 36 (gene Vps36). Bases 114 to 1319 code for a protein of 401 amino acids. Gene Ontology annotation, biological process: protein transport to vacuole involved in ubiquitin-dependent protein catabolic process via the multivesicular body sorting pathway. The record is from RefSeq and is a predicted model, not a curated record. Gene Ontology annotation, molecular function: ubiquitin binding; phosphatidylinositol-3-phosphate binding. Lineage: Eukaryota; Metazoa; Arthropoda; Insecta; Diptera; Calliphoridae. Gene Ontology annotation, cellular component: late endosome membrane; ESCRT II complex. The transcript is spliced from 3 exons.